Molecule: messenger RNA, 4095 nt
Organism: Seminavis robusta
Lineage: Eukaryota; Bacillariophyta; Bacillariophyceae; Naviculales; Naviculaceae
Source: the annotation of a GenBank genome assembly
GCUGGAUACUAGCUAGUACCUUGAGGAUCGAUGAUCCUACUAUUAUUUUAUUAUACCCUCCGGCAAAGUGGAUUGAAGAUUGACGCAGCUCGUCUUAUUGCAUUAUUCCACCUGCGAUCUCGAUCCCCAUCACGAUAGAGGAAAGGGAACAUACAAGCUAGCGAUGGCGGUACCAUCAGUUGUGUUUGUUGAUUCUGUCUGUCGGUUACGAACCUCGCACACAUCUCGCCAGUGCUAGCUAGCUUGUUGUGCUGCGUGAGUACCGGUACCACCAUGUCCCUGGAAGAGCAUAAGACGGGUCUCUAUGUGAUCAUUUCAAUCUACUUUUGUGUCCUGCUGGUAUGUGCCGUAUGGGCCAACAUUCAGAAUCGAAGAACGGCGAAUCGCCAGACAGCUCGCAACAAUGGCGUGCUGAAUCUGAGUACCAACAGCACCCACGGCUCUGCGGAAGUGAGUGCUCGGAACAACAUCAAUGGGCUGGCAUCGGGUGCAUCCAUCGUUUCCGCUAUUGGAUUUUCUCCCGCCGUCAGCGAGAAUGUGGACAUCUUGUACAGCCACUAUUUGGGAGGCCGGUCCUUGGGGCCGGUCCUUACCACGGGAACCAUCUUUGCAAGCUUUUUCAGCGGCUACACAGUUGUAGGAAUCCCCAAUGAAGCCUACUCAAAGAACGGUUUUAUGGCCCUGCGUUGGCUGGCUUCAAGCAUGGCAAUCAUGACUGGAGUUUUGGGGACAGGCUUGAGACUACGAAAGGCUGCAUUAGUGCGAAAUCACAAGACAUCCGUUGACUUUAUUACGGAUAGAUUCCAAAGCCAAGUAUUGAGGUACACCGUGCUGAUCCUUCAGAUUGUCCCAUCUAUUUUCUACUUGACGGCACAAGUGGUGGCCUUGAAGUCUACUUUCAAUUCAAUCUUUGGGCUCGACCAGGACGAAGCAUAUCCAGUUUUGAUCAUCAUGGCAAUCACUCUGCUUUUGGAAUGGGUGGGUGGAUUGCGUUGUGUAGCCAUGACGGACUGUGUCCAAGGGGGGGUCAUGGCUGUGGCAUACUUAUGCUUACCGCCCAUUAUUGCAAAGCACUUUGGUGGCUGGAAGUCCAUCGACCCAACUGUCUACCCGAGACCAGACUUUUAUCAAACACCGACCCGUGCGGCCCAGUUGAACAUGUGGCAAUUCUGCAUCACGCUUUUUUCCUUCUUUUCAUUUCCACACAUGAUGCAACGAAACUAUGCUGCACGAGACCUAGUCUCCCUCAAGUACGCAUACGCGACAAUGGGAGCUGGAGUUUGGGUUCUCAUGCUCGGGGGAGUCUUCAUCGGGACAGUGGCAGUCCAGAUCUUAAAAGAUCUUGGCAAGGAUGAGACAGUGACCAAUGCCUUCACUGAACUGUUGUCGGAGGUGAUAGGAUUGGGAGGAUUCCCCAAACUGGUGGGGCUCUUAGCUGUCACUGCCACUUUGGCGGCCAUUAUGAGUACAGCCGAUUCCCUACUGGUGGCCAUAUCUCAGCUGGUCACGGAAGAAGUAGUGUACCCCUUCUCUCCGGAUGCUUCACCAGCCACCAUGGUUUGGGUUGGGCGGGCUGUGUCCUUCUGCGCUGUUGUCAUUUCUUCUCUGAUGGGCAUUUCCUGGGACAAAGGUGUCAGUGAAGUUGCCAGUAUCAACUUUCAGCUAUCAGCGCAGUCUAUAUGGAUCUUUCUCAUCGGCUUGUUUGCCAAGGAGGACUAUGAUUGUCAUCCGUGGAUCCUGGCUUUCAGUGCCAUGAUCACAUUCGUUUAUGUGUUUGCCAUUUACUUCGGUUACAUUGCAUCCGCAGGGGCUGAUGUUGCAUUGGACGCGGGGGUCUCUGGGUUGGCCAUACAACUGGCUUUGAUUGUCGUCCUCGAAUCGAUUCGCAGAAAGUUCUUCCCUGAACGAAGGGAUUAUCGGCCUGCACCCAUGAUGUCAUUGGAUCGCAAUCAACAAGCUGCAACUCAGCGAGAUCUGAUCUUCAACAGACCCAAAUGGGACGUCCCUCGUAGAUCUCGAUUUGGAGAGAAGCCCUUGACUCCGGACCUCCUUUGGAGGAUGAUGAACGGCGUAAAGGAACCGAUGACAAAUGCUUGGUACUCCUUGCUCAUGUUCUUCGCCAUCUUGUGGUCUACCCCAUGGGUCCUCCCAGGUGUUCCCGACAACAUUCAAAACCUUGGCGAAACUCUCUUGGGGAGUCUUCCUUGGUGGGUCGUCAACAUGAUUGCAACCCUCCUGAUCCCAACCGUUAUGAUGUAUUAUUCAAUCUACGUAAUGCCUAAUCGGUUCCCACGCUAUGUUCGACGAACACCGAAAAGGACAAGGAGCGGAAGUGCCAUUUCUCUGAAUCCGGCGCCUGCCCCUUCACCUAUAAUGUCAACCCCAGAUAUGGAAGAACCAGACCCCGACGUCCUCGAACUGACUCCCGAAGAGCUGGCACAUCGAACUGCUUACGACGAGCGAAACGAUUUGGUGUACAAACGGCGGCGUCAAAUCCUUGAAAAACUUGGCAUCCCUCCAACGGAGAUUGAUAGCAUUGUUGCUUCAACACAACAGCAACUGCAAAACUACAAUAUACAACCGCAUUUGUGAGACUGGAGUUAACCACGAGAGGCGAUCUGGUGAUUUGGCUUUUUCCUUGACUGGAAGUGAAUUCUGUCAAAGCUUGGGUUGUCCUUCCCCAAGCAGGAAGACAACCAAUUGAUAUUUCGCCGAACAAUACUGCCUUACGCCACAGGCAAGAAUAUGGUUGUGAGCCAUUGUGGUCGUCAUUGUUAGUCCUUUGGCACCGCGAGACUGCUCCUUAAUUGGUCGGCAAUGUCACGUUCUGGGGUAUUCUAGGAUAGACACCCAGUGCUUCCACUGUUUUGUUUUAUCAGCUGCCCAGACAGGACAUAGCCAUCACCCAAGCUGGCAGCUAGGAAUUGGAUCCGUGUGAUUUGGUCUGCUGGGUGUUGACAUUCCGGUACCGUGUUGCAAUGGACCCAUCCAAGGAAUGCUCCGCUACACUGGUCAACCAAGACAAUUAGUUGAGCUAGCUAUAGUAGCUAGAUGCAAGCUGAUGUUUAUCCUCCCUUGAAGGUUUCGUCUUAUGAGCUUUGAGAUGGAUUGGCCAUCCAUGCAGAUCAAUGGAAUCGAAUUCAUUCAAAUCAAUCGAUCGAAGCAUUCAAUCGAUUAAAAGGGUCCGAUCGAGUCAGUGUCUGAGUCGGUGGGUUAUUGCCGUGCACUCGUCUUCCCCAUCGUUAUCCAAGCCACAAGUAUUUCGAUGGGUACGGUAGCAGGGUUCUUAGAAACAAACAUUCAAUGAACCAACGCGGUCAAAUUCAAAGCCCAAUGGGAACAUGUACAUGUAGUACCGGUAGCAGAGAAUGAGAAUCCGUCCAAUCGCGAUCAAAUGCGCACCUCCAGCUUUUUUUGUUUUCUUUAUAUACAACAAAAUUGCAUUCAAGCAGUGGCACGGUCUUCGGACCGUGCAUUAAACAAACGCUUUCACAUACAGAGAAAAUUAGCAUGGUCUCUGAGCAAGAAUGACACGCGUAAUUUGAAGAGUGAAGCACCUUUUUUUUGUUAGUUGACCCCUGAUCUCUGCAGUGAUGAUGAUUGCAUUGGUUGGAGCUGGCUACGGUAGCUACAUGUAGUAUUUGUAGAACAGUAGAGCAGACUUUGCAGAGGUUCUCACACUGCAGUGUUGAACCGGGAAGUAAUGGGGCUGGGCAUCAAAUAGGGGUGCCCAACCUCAUUGCUUCCUCUGAGAGAUGUGACCAACAAACAUUCGUUGCCACAGCAUCGCCCAUACCGGUACAGUAGUCUAGCUAGCUAGCUGAGUGCUUCACAGCUUCAAAGGAGCCAGAGAGACGGACGUGACAAAAGAAGGAAAAAGUGAGACUCCAAGUCGGGGCCUCGGCCUCAACACUCAACAUUCGAUGGGUCCAAAAGUGGUGCGGCCGGAGUGUGCUUGGCUCGUAAGGCUGGCUGCAACAAUAAGCUAAACUCUAUGCUUACCGGUACGACACCGGAGCCAGCCAACCAAGAGGGAAUCUUUGAGAGGGGAAGUAUCAAAAUUGCUACCGUAUUAGCUAGCUGACCAUCUAGAGU